Striga hermonthica is the source of this 804-nucleotide messenger RNA. NCBI's taxonomy places the organism in Eukaryota, Viridiplantae, Streptophyta, Magnoliopsida, Lamiales, Orobanchaceae. The record is from the annotation of a GenBank genome assembly.
AUGACAAUGAGAUUACCAAAAGACCUGAGAUUUGUUUUUAGGGAUGACAAUGUUAAAUGGGUGUCUGAUCUUAUAGAUGACAAUGGGAGAGUUUGGAAUAAAGCUCUGAUUCAUAACAUAUUUUCAGUCAAAGAAGCAGAGGAGAUUCUACAGCUUCCAAUCAUCGGUGAACUGGGAAGGAAAGACAAGCUUGUCUGGUCUUUUAACAAGGAUGGGAAAUUCUCUGUCAAAACUUGCUACAAAGCAAUCAUGGAUCAAAAAGAGCUAACUAAAUGUCAACCAGAAUCAAGUAGGGGAGCUGUAGCCUUGAAGAAAAUCUGGAAUAGCAUAUGGAAAAUCAAGAUAAAGCCCAAGCUCAGAAUCUUCUUGUGGAGGGCAAAAGACAAUUUUUGUCAGUGCAUGUGUCCUCCUUAUGUGGGCAGUGGCUUUGGAGGAAUUGUAGUGGAGGAAUCAGGGGUUCUUUGUCGAGGCUGGGAAGUGUUUAUUGAUCAAUCGCAUGACCAUGCCGAAGCUUUGUUACUCGGAAUUAAGCACGCCCUUUGGAAAGCUUUCUUAUUGAGCUGGAAAAGCAUAGCUGUUAGUAUUGAUGACGAGGAUAUGGCUCAAGCUCUUCAGGCAGGGAAUGUUUUUCAAGGCUCAAGUCCGGUGCAAACGACUUCGGUUCUAGAGCGGUCCUCCGCUGAAGGAUGUGAUCUCUUUGUCCGGUGCCCGGCUAGAGUCGGAGCGAGUAGAUACCUGCAAAUUGACGCCGGAGGUUUUCUGUCGUCAAACCCUCUGAAACUUAAGUUAGUAUUGGGAGAUUGA